Molecule: messenger RNA, 2655 nt
Organism: Cottoperca gobio
Lineage: Eukaryota; Metazoa; Chordata; Actinopteri; Perciformes; Bovichtidae
Product: transcription initiation factor TFIID subunit 4-like
Exons: 17
Coding region: 137-2326 (729 amino acids)
Biological process (GO): DNA-templated transcription; transcription initiation at RNA polymerase II promoter
Cellular component (GO): transcription factor TFIID complex
Molecular function (GO): RNA polymerase II general transcription initiation factor activity; DNA binding; protein heterodimerization activity
Source: RefSeq, a predicted model, not a curated record
AAAUACUGAGUGCUGGGCGUGAAACGGUGCAUUUUAUGUCAUCUGCUGGCGGGAAACCACUGCUUGAUUACAUUUCACAAGCCAAAGCUUACAACUAAUUGCGUUCAAUUAAAUCAUAAUCGAAAAGCCGUAGCUAAUGGUGCGCCCAUUUUUCCUGUGUUCUCCAAAUGCAGCACUGGUCCAGUAUGAGUUCAGGCACCCCGCUGCCACAAAAACACAUACAAAAGAAACAAUUAUGGCCACAAAUAAAGUGGUUAUUGACAAGGCAGCAGUGGAUGGAGACACUUCUAUUCAAGUCAAGAUAUUACAGGUCCCAGCCAAAUGUGGACCCAGCACUGCUGUGCAACCUCCACCCAUGGCUGCAGGUGUCUCUGUCUCUGCCCCACCUAAGGUCAUCCCCACUGGUCUUGGCCACCAACCUACCUCCUCUACGGUUGUCUCAGCGCGUCAGAAUUCAUCUCAUUCUGUCAUGGUGGUAGCAAAGAUGGCUACAUCAGGAGCAUUCACUAGUGCAAAAAGCCAACCACAGGUAACAAAAGCAGCUUUCAGCCAGGUGGCCUCCAUGACCCAGGCCACUACCCACGGAAGGACAGUGGUGAUAACUGUACCAAGGGCAGCAGCGUCCCAGCCAGCCACUGUGGCCCCCCGGCUGACACGCACUACCUCCCCACAGCUGCCAGCCAAUAUACAGAUACCACCAGGUAUGAUGUUGAUCCGCAGUGAGAGUGGUCAGCUGAUGCUGGUAUCCCAGCAGGCUUUGGCACAGGCUCAGCAGGCACCAAGAGGCAUCAGUGGUCAAGUACCAAGACUACUGGUCCCACAGGUAUCCACAGCAGCUGGAAAUAAAAGUAAUGAGAAGGUGACAGUGAUCAGGCUGGCAGCCCCUCUCAGUUUCCAACCAGCCCCAGUCCAGAAAACAGCUGUGGUAAAGGUGUUUGGUGUAGCUCCCAAACCAGCUGUAGUCCCGACCCUCAGUGUGUCAGAACAGGGGAGCCAGCCACGUAUUCAGAUGGUCGUCACAGAAAGCAGAAAGGAUCCACCGGACACGGUUAGCCCGGCAACUCUGGAAAGUGUGAAGAAGUGCAAAAACUUCCUGGUGACUCUGAUCAAGCUGGCCUCCAAUGACUCUAGGUCUGUCAACAUGGCUAACAAUGUCCGAGGACUGGUCAGGAGUCUGCUGGAAGGGAAGCUAGAAGCAGAGGAGUUUACAGAACAGCUCUAUCGUGAGCUGAAGUCGACUCCACAGUCGUGCCUGGUUCCUUUCCUGAAGAAAAGUCUUCCUGCAGUUCGUCUCCUCACUGCAGACCCCCAGUUAUUUAUCCAACAGGCUUCAACUUCUACAGGCAACCUCAACAUGGUGUCUUCCACCAUGAAGCAGUCCAGCACUGACACAGGACAAAGCCUCAGUACCAGCCAGCAGGUGGUUAUCCAGCAUCCUCGAGGAGUUGCACUGAGAACUGGGUUGGCAACAUUUGCUCAGUCCAGAAAUUGCAUAUCUCAGAGCAGCAGACCCAUCCCCAAACACUUCACAGGAACUUUUUCAAUGAAGCAGCCUUUCACUCAGGAUCCACCUCGUUCCACCAAGUUUGCGUUCAAGGACAGUUCAGGAUCUUACAAAGAAGAUGAUGACAUUAAUGAUGUCGCCUCCAUGGCUGGAGUCAACCUGAGAGAGGAAAAUGCACGGAUCCUGACCUCCGUGGUUGGCUCUGUGGUGCAGUCCUGCCAGGAUCAGCCCAUCCUCUCACCUAACCCAGUGCUCAGCCGGAUCCUUCGUACUGGACAGGCAUUGGGAGUAACGGAGGUCGGUCCAGAGGUGGUAGCUCUGGUUUCUCAUGCCACACAGGAGUUUCUCCGUGGGCUGCUGGAGAAGCUCACUGUGAUGGCAGAACACCGCAAAGCAGCCCUGAAGGAUGACCUGUGGCAUGCCAAAGUUAGUGAUGUACGAUCUCAGCUUCGCUUCCUGGAGGAAGUGGAGAGUUUGAAGAAGAAGAGGAAAGAUGACAUGGAGAGAGAGAGGCUGCUGCGUUUGGCCAGAAGUCGCUCGCACACUGAAGAUCCACAGCUUCAGCAGCUCAAGCAAAGAGCCAAAGAGUUACAACAGCUAGAAGAAGCUCAGCUGCAGCAAAGAGAGGCUAACCUCACCGCUCUGGCUGCCAUCGGGCCUCGCAAGAAGAUACCUCUGGAGCAGACUGAAAGUCAGGUGACUGUGCUGCCCAGGCAGGGUGUUCAGAGAGUGACUCGGGUCAUGCUGAGGGAUCUGCUGCUGUGUAUGGAGCAGGAUCGCUUCCUCUGCCACUCUCUCUCUCUGUACAAAUCCAUGCUUUGAUUUACUCCUUCUACUGUUAAUAAUUGAAUUGAUUUAAUAUUAAUCUGCAGCAGGUCUUUGUUUUGUUUUUGCACUUUGUUUAUUUUCUAUCAAAUAUCUUUGUUUAUUAUCUACUAUUUAUUUUGAGUAUGUUUAUUCCAGCUGUUCUCCAAAGCACUCAUAGUUUUGUGUUUGAUGUUGAUGAACCUGUGAGUGGGAUUAAAAAGUUAAGAAUAGGAAACACUGCUGUGUGCAGUGUAGUUACAUUUUCAGUUGAAUGUGGAGUUUUUCAUUAUUCUGCUUGUUUAUUUUUGGACCAUUAAAAAAGUGGAAUUUGUCACAUCCUGACA